GACGCAGGCCGGGGAGCGAGGGCGCGCGGGUUGCUUGCGCGGACGCCGGGACAGAGCCGCUGUCGCUGUCGCCGCCGCCACUACAGGCCGCCCGAGCACCUGGCUUGUGAGUCUGCGCGGGCCCGGUGGCGUCCGCCCCAGCUUCAGAACCACAGACUAUUGGAUGUUGAGCUGGAGGAACUUUGGGAAGCUUCAAGUGUAGCCCCUUUGUGUUACAGCUAAAGAAAUUGGAACUGGCUUAUUUGUCACCAUGAAGCUGCUACAUCCAGCCUUCCCUCGCUGCCUCCUGCUGACCCUGCUCAGCCUAUGGACAGCUGCUCCUGAGACUCGCGCUGUGUCCAUGGGGACGCCAGCCGUCAGUGCGGCCUCAUUCCUGCAGGACCUCAUGCAUCGCUAUGGGGAGGGGGACAGCCUCACCCUGCAGCAGCUGAAGGCCCUGCUCAACCACCUGGAUGUGGGGGUGGGCCGGGACAAUGUCACCUGGCCCCUGCAGGAACAGAGGAACCUGUCCACGUGCUUCAGCUCUGGCGUUCUCUUUGCUGCCCACAACUUCAGCGACCGGUCCCGGAUCGGGAGGAGUGAGUUCCAGGACUUCUGCCCCACCAUCCUCCAGCAGCUGGACUCCCGGGCCUGUGCCUCUGAGAACCAGGAGAACGAGGAGAACGAGCAGACGCAAGCGGCGGGGCCGAGCCCCCUGGAAGUGUGGGGCUUUGGUUUCCUCAGUGUCUCAGUGAUUAACCUGGCCUCUCUCCUUGGAGCCCUCAUCCUGCCGUGCACGGAGAAGGCGUUUUUCAGCCGCGUGCUCACGUACUUCAUCGCCCUGUCCAUUGGAACGCUGCUCUCUAAUGCGCUCUUCCAGCUCAUCCCAGAGGCUUUUGGUUUCAACCCUCUGGAGGAUUUUUACGUCCCCAAAUCCGCAGUGGUGUUCGGGGGUUUCUAUCUAUUCUUUUUCACAGAGAAGGUCUUGAAGAUGCUCCUUAAGCAGAAAAAUGAGCAGCAUCAUGGACAUAGUCAUUAUGCCCCCGAGACGCUUCCUUCCAAGAAGGACCAGGAGGAGGGGGUGACGGAGAAGCUGCAGAACGGGGACCUGGACCACAUGAUUCCUCAGCACUGUGGCGGCGAGCUGGACGGCAAGGCCCCCGUGGUGGAUGAGAAAGUCAUCGUGGGCUCACUCUCUGUCCAGGACCUACAGGCCUCCCAGAGCGCCUGCUACUGGCUGAAAGGCGUCCGCUACUCUGAUAUCGGCACUCUGGCCUGGAUGAUCACCCUAAGCGACGGGCUUCACAAUUUCAUUGAUGGCCUGGCCAUCGGAGCCUCCUUCACCGUGUCCGUUUUCCAAGGCAUCAGCACCUCGGUGGCCAUUCUCUGUGAGGAGUUCCCACACGAGCUGGGAGACUUUGUCAUCCUGCUCAACGCUGGCAUGAGCCUCCAGCAAGCGCUCUUCUUCAACUUCCUUUCCGCCUGCUGCUGUUACGUGGGUCUGGCCUUUGGUAUCCUGGCCGGCAGCCACUUCUCUGCCAACUGGAUCUUUGCACUGGCUGGAGGAAUGUUCCUGUAUAUUUCUCUGGCUGAUAUGUUCCCUGAGAUGAACGAAGUCUGCCAGGAGGACGAGCGGAAUGGCAGCAUGCUGGUCCCCUUCAUCAUCCAGAACCUGGGCCUCUUGACCGGCUUCACCAUCAUGCUGCUUCUCACCAUGUACUCGGGCCAGAUCCAGAUCGGUUAGGGCCCUGCAGGGACCCCAGGAAGCGGGCGUCGGGCCCUCGGCCGUCGGACCCCGGCCCUCAGACUUGGCGUCCUUGGGAGAGGCUGUUCUCUUAAAAACUGUGGCAUAGAAUGGAUUCCUGCACUUCGAUGUCAGCUGUUUUUAAAAUGCUCUGUCCUAGUAACCAGCUGCCCUGGUCACAGUCUCCGGGUAGCACCUCCCUCCCUUUCCUCUCCCUUCUUCUCAGAGCAGCUCUGGGAUCUGAAUGCAGCUUAGAAGACAGACCUAAUUUUUUUUCUCUUGUUACUCUGGCCCCUUUCUCUUCGAACCGGUGCUGGGAGAUUUUGGGUCUUUUGCCCCACAAUGCAAAAAUAUAGGCAGCAGUCAUAACCUGGUUAGAAGAGGCAGAGGCAAAUCUAUAGCUGGGGGCCCAUGCAUCUAACUGUAUCCUGGACCUCAGGAUGACCCAUUUUUAAAUGGAUUCACCUAGUUUUUAUAUGAAAGGUACAGGAGACAGGAGUUCCUCCCAUUUUUUCAGUCUGUUCAGUUGCCUGUUCUCUCAAAGAGAACUGGAAGUUGGAACAGACAAGGAGGGCCGGGGGGAGCGGUGCGUGGAUCAUCCUGAGGGGAAACGGAGCCUGCGUGUGUCCCCAGCCUGGUGGUCACCUGUGACCACUGGGAUGCUGGUGGCGAUUUCGUGGCUGCACCUGGUGUUUCCUGGCCAUCCAGGAGAGCUGGCACCUUGUCGGCUCAGUCACCUGGACUCCGCCCCCUCUCCCCCUUCUUUCAGAACAACACUAACAAGAGUGGAGGUCAGGGAGGGUUUCCGUGCGGCUCCCUCCUUCCCUGCCCCACUCCCUCCUUCUCAGGCUCUUUAGCUGCCUCCCUAGAAGCACAUUCUGAGCGCAUGCACGAUGCUGGUGUGAGGGGGGACGCUUCCCUCCCCUGGCCGACGCGUCUGCUGCAGAGCGAGUGGCAAGUGGCUCUGCAGAUCCGGAGUGCAGCUUGCGCUCUUUAUGACAGCGGUGCCAGGAAAGGAGUCAGUGCAGACGCCAGUUAGGACUUGCUAAUUGCAUGAAUAAAAGUAUGAACAACAGAACUCCGAGGUGUGAGGUCCAGAGCUCGGGUUGGGCAGACGGGUGCGGAACAGAGGGAGGACCUACUGAUUACGCUGCAAGUGGCUUUUCAGUGGUACGAUCCCAGUCACCCUGCCCCCUCGCCCCAGACAAGGAAGGGCAGAUCCCGUAUUGAGUAUCAGUUGCUCUAACUCUCCUCAGAAAGCGGGUGGACAGACUUGUCUGUGAGACUGUAGGCCAGCCUCAGGCGCCGUGGAGCCCGCUCCUCAGCACUUGGGCUUUGGCGGGGGCUAACCUCCAGGUUCACUAGGUGAAUUGAUUUAUUAUUAUCAUAUUGAUAAUGUGAGAUUCUUUAGCCACUUUGGGGAGCCCGUCUCCCCAGAAGCCUUUCUUCAUGGUGCCCACGGCUGCAGCCCAGGGGUUGUGUCCGCAGACUGCGUUGUGUGCGGGACUGACAGCGCGGGCUCUCCGCCAGCGCCUGCGAGCAUUUCUCUCCUCACCCAGGAAAACUUCCCACUACACAGUAAUUAAAAGCAGCCUCUGUUUUGUUUUUUCUUUUUGGAAAACAUCCCUCAAACCAGGAAUAUUCUUGAAAAGAACAUGAGCAGGAAAACUGCUGAUAAUGCUUUGUAAGUUUUUCUCCUUCUCUUGCCUGUUGCCUUGGAUAGAUUUGAGAAUGGGCUGAAGAAGGAAAACGGUUAUCAAAGAGUCUAGAUUAAAUACCAGGACUGUCUCCUGAUAGGGUUAUGGUCCAGUUUUACCAAAGAACCAAUCCCUUGAAUGUUGGAAUCUAACUUUAUAUUAUCAUUAUUGUUGUUACUGAUUCUUUGUCUUUUCUGUUUUAUUUUUCUCAAAUUGCUUUCAGGAGCUAGCAGAAAAUAACACUCAGUCUUUAGGGCUUGAGGAGAUUUUGCUUUCCUUAAUUCACAUCGCUGUAUUAAAUUCAUAAUUUUAGCAUUCCCUAUAGAUCAUUCCUUACAAGUACAGUUACUCUUGGAGUAAAAUACUAAGUUAGGGUUAGUCAGUUUCUAGUCUUAGAAGAGCUCAAAAAUAUAAUCUUUAACAAAUUAAAAAAUAAAAUAUGAAGUGGUAGGGCGCUUCCCCUUUCUGUGCACAUCUGUGUGAAGAGCGUUCCUUUCACGGACAGCUGCCGCAAAGGGAAGUUCUCUCUCCACUGUAACUAGUCCAGAGGCCAGUCCUGGCCGGAGCUGAGGAGGUGGAGAAACACUCAAUUCAUGCAGCUGAUUGUAUGUUGCCAUUGGCAGCAGCCUUGCCUCAUGAGUUGAAAAUGUGACUGUUCCUUUUGGACAUUUAAGUGUUGAAUUUGCUGGUUUCAAAGCAUUUGUACAUUUCAGAAGUCUGAGGGGUAGAACAUUUUGAGGACUUUUGCACCCCUGCAUUCGCAUCUCCGACCCCUCUGUCCCCGGACGGACCAGCUCCUAUUAACAGUAGCAAGGAAAGUCGGCGUCCUGCGGGGCGUGGGCCAGGAACGGCGGUGCUGCUGCCUCUGGCCCUCGCCCUGCCACGCAGUCGCCUUCUCUCCCUGCUCCCAGAGGCGUUCUGUGUCUAGUGUCGCCUCGGGGCUUUCCUUCAUUGAUCCUUCACCCAGGGUUUGAAAAGAGAAGGCUUCUCUGUUUGGGUACACUAAGACCUGUUUUUCAGUAAGUCCUCAUCCAAAGAGAUGGUGGUACGCUGGCAAUCUGCUCAAAAACAAAAAAUUGAUUUUUUGCGAGAGGUUAGGUUUUUAUUGUUCAUAUUUCCUUUUACAGUUCUGCAGUUCCAUCACAGUAUUUUUUUAAAUAACUCAGGAGUUAGGAGGAUAAACUAGAAAAGAAAAUAACUUAAGUUAUAUGAACUGUAAAUGUUUUAUUUGUAAGAUUCUAUAAAUAAAGCUAUAUUCUCUAA
Molecule: messenger RNA, 4683 nt
Organism: Pteronotus mesoamericanus
Lineage: Eukaryota; Metazoa; Chordata; Mammalia; Chiroptera; Mormoopidae
Gene: SLC39A14
Product: solute carrier family 39 member 14
Exons: 10
Coding region: 251-1723 (490 amino acids)
Biological process (GO): intracellular monoatomic cation homeostasis; zinc ion import across plasma membrane
Cellular component (GO): plasma membrane
Molecular function (GO): monoatomic cation:bicarbonate symporter activity; zinc ion transmembrane transporter activity
Source: RefSeq, a predicted model, not a curated record